AUGAUGAAAUUACUAUCACUUCUUGUUUCUUCAAUCUUUCUCUGCAUGAGCUAUUGUUCCUCUCUGAAUUCCGAUGGUUUAUCUCUUCUUGCUCUUAAAUCCGCCGUGGAUAACGACCCGACAAGAGUGAUGCACCACUGGUCCGAAUCCGACAAAACUCCUUGUCAUUGGUCCGGAAUCACCUGCACAAACGGCCGAGUCACAUCACUUAUACUCACCGGAAAAACCCUCUCCGGUUACAUUCCAUCGGAACUCGGUCUACUCGACUCACUUAUCCGACUCGAUCUAUCUCACAACAAUUUCACAAAACUCGUACCGGCUCGUCUCUUCGAAGCAACCAAACUCCGGUACAUCGAUCUCUCACACAACUCACUCUCCGGCCAAAUCCCACCUCAAAUCAAAUCCGUGAAAUCUCUCAACCACCUCGAUCUCUCUUCCAAUCAUCUAAACGGGUCACUUCCCGAGUCACUCGCUGAACUCGGAAGCCUCGUCGGAAUCUUAAACCUCUCUUAUAACCGAUUCACCGGCGAGAUUCCACCAUCGUACGGUCGAUUUCCUGUUUAUGUAAGUUUGGACUUCGCUUACAAUAAUCUCACCGGAAAAGUACCUCAGGUGGGUUCUCUGAUGAAUCAAGGACCUAUCGCAUUCGCCGGAAACUCUCAUCUUUGUGGGUUUCCAUUACAGACACAAUGCGAAGAAAUAAAAAUCCCAACUUUCGUCACUUCGAAACCGGAAAACACUCAGAAUCUCCAGAAACCAAACCCUAGCGUUAUUGUCAAGGAGAAGAAGCAGAUCUCAGGAUCGGUAACGGUUUCUUUGAUUUCAGGAGUUUGGGUUUUAAUCGGAGCGGUUUCUGUAUCGGUUUGGUUAAUCCGGAGAAAACAGAGCUCCGGCGAGUACAAAACAGAGUCGAAGACAGAGUUCGACGAAGAAGGGCAAGAUGGUAAAUUUGUAGCGUUUGAUGAAGGAUUCGAGCUUGAGCUUGAGGAUUUGUUGAGAGCAUCGGCUUAUGUAAUAGGUAAAAGCAGGAGCGGGAUUGUGUACAGAGUAGUGACGACGGAAUCAUCCUCCGACGUUGUUGCCGUUAGAAGGCUCGGCGACGGUAACGCCACGUGGCGGUUUAAGGAUUUCGAGAACGAAGUGGAGAUUAUGAGUAGGAUCAAUCAUCCAAACAUUGUUAAGCUAAGUGCUUACUAUUAUGCAGAGGAUGAGAAGCUUCUAAUCACUGAUUUCAUUACCAAUGGAAGCUUGUACUCUGCUUUACAUGGUGGACCUNCGAAUACUCGGCCUCCGCUCUCUUGGGCUGAGAGGUUACGUAUAGUACAAGGGACAGCUCGGGGUUUGAUGUAUAUACAUGAAUACAGUUCAAGAAAGUAUGUACACGGCAACUUAAAAUCGAGCAAGAUCCUGUUAGAUGAUGAGCUACAUCCUCGCAUUUCGGGUUUCGGUCUCACACGUCUGGUUUCGGGUUAUCCCAAACUACCAACUGAUCAUUCACAAUCCACCAAAAUGCAAAGCAUAGACCACACAGUGGCGACAAGGCUCUCAGCUCAUCAAGUUGCUUACCUUGCACCCGAAGCCCGAGCUUCUUCUUCUGGUUGCAAAUCAUCUCAGAAAUGCGAUGUUUAUUCAUUUGGGGUGAUUCUAUUGGAAUUGUUGACUGGUCGGUUACCAUAUAAUGGUUCCUAUGAAACCGAAGGAGAAGAACUCGUUAGUACUUUGAGGAAGUGGCACAAGGAAGAGAGAUCGUUGGCCGAGAUCUUAGAUCCGAAGCUUCUAAAUCAGGAUUUCGCCGAUAAACAAGUUCUUGAAACCAUUCGUGUCGCUUUAAACUGCACGGAAAUGGAUUCAGAGAUGCGUCCUAGGAUGAGAUCUGUGUCUGAGAGUUUAGGUCGAAUCAAAUCGGGAUAA
Molecule: messenger RNA, 1911 nt
Organism: Arabis nemorensis
Lineage: Eukaryota; Viridiplantae; Streptophyta; Magnoliopsida; Brassicales; Brassicaceae
Source: the annotation of a GenBank genome assembly